Messenger RNA from Cryptomeria japonica (Japanese cedar), 2730 nucleotides. RefSeq lists its product as uncharacterized. Gene Ontology annotation, biological process: regulation of DNA-templated transcription. Gene Ontology annotation, molecular function: DNA binding. The record is from RefSeq and is a predicted model, not a curated record. The coding region runs from base 622 to 2490 and encodes 622 amino acids. The transcript is spliced from 7 exons. NCBI's taxonomy places the organism in Eukaryota, Viridiplantae, Streptophyta, Pinopsida, Cupressales, Cupressaceae.
GGUUAAAGCACUUGAGCCAAGAAUGUGGCGAGGAAAUCGCACUUGCUUUUAGUUUUGGUUCUCUUUGUUAUACUUUCCCUGGUCUUAGGUUGAAAUGAGAUUAUAGUGUUUGUUUGUGGACAAUGCCCAAUUUAUAAGAUUUCUGUGCUAUGUUUUCUCUUGCGUGGGUUUUGUGGAAUUUUUGGUCAGUACAGUUAGUAUGGUUCAUAUGGAGUUAUAGUGAUGCUUUUAUGUUAUAGCUGAAUGAGGUUGCAUCUUUCAUGGGUUUAUGGUAUUAGCGGAGUUCAGAAACUUAUAGCCAGCAUGGAUUUCAAUGAGUUUUCUGUGAUAGGUUUAUGAGAUAAGAUCCUGACAUGGAGAGUACAUGGAAUUUCGAGAAGUUUCCUUUACAAGGAGCAAAUAUGGAGAGAAUGACAAAAGGAUCACUGGUGGUAUCAGACAGGGCUGUUUCUGGAUUCUUUUGUAUUGGAAAGAUUGGAGUAGUGCAUUUACCAGGCCCUAAGAAGCUCUGGACUUGACAGCCUCAGCGUGUGUGCUUAGUUGUCUCUCUAAUUUGCUUAGUUGUCUCUCACUUUUUUAAUUAUAAAGAAUUAAAAUUUCACUCCUGAAGAAUUUACUUGAAUGGAUCAAAUUUCUUUACCACCUGGGUUCCGUUUCCACCCCACUGAUGAAGAGCUGAUCAAUUACUUUUUGAAGAGAAAAGUGUCUGGCCGGCUUCCUAUAGUCAAAGCCAUUACAGAGAUUGAUUUAUACAAGUGUGAGCCUUGGGAUUUACCAGGCAAAUCUUCCUUACGAAGUAGAGAUUUGCAAUGGUACUUUUUCAGUCCUAGGGACAAAAAAUAUCCUAAUGGAUCUCGGAAAAAUCGAUCAACAGAAGCUGGUUACUGGAAAACCACUGGAAAAGACCGGUCUAUAUAUUCAGUUUCUCGAAAGGUUGGAAUGAAGAAGACUCUAGUAUAUCACACUGGGCGGGCUCCUCAUGGAGAGCGGACGAACUGGGUGAUGCACGAGUAUAGACUUGAAGACAAGGAAUUGAAGAUGUCAGCUGCAAUUCAGGAAUCAUAUGUACUUUGCCGAGUCUUUGAAAAGAGUGGUCCUGGACCCAAAACUGCAGAAGAGUAUGGUGCUCCUUUUAGGGAAGAGGAUUGGAAUGAGGAAAUAUCUGCUGAAGCUGGGGUAUCAUUUUCUUUGGAAAACGGUUAUAUUGCUUGUGAUCCAAACAAUUCAACUUUGAGCAAUGCCAAUAAUAAUGUUGCUGUAUGCCCUGGAGUAGCUCAAGAAUUGGACAACGGAGUAAUCAUCCUAGACAAAAACUAUGCUCCUUGUGCAGAUGAUAGUGAAAUUCACAGUUUCCUGUUAGCAUGUGUUGAUUGUCCAGAUGAUCUGAAGCUGAACCUCAAUAAAGGUGAAAGUUCCCAACAGGGUGCUAAUAAAUAUCAGGCAGAAUCUGAUGAGAUUUUUGAGGAUCUGGAGGAUAUUGGUUAUUUGAGUGGAAGGCACAAUGCUAUUGAAAGCACUAUGCAGGAUAAUAACAGUAGAAUUCACUUGAAAGCUGGUAUGGACGUUGGAGUGCAGGGUUCUGCUAGCUUCAAUCAAUUUUUACCAGAUAGGCAUGAAUCAUCAACAGAUAUUCUGCAGGGAUUCUUUGAGUUGAACGACUUUACAACUCCAGUGGAGUUAGAUUCUUUUGCUCAAGAAACACAUGGUUUUGAUGCCUCCAAUCGUUCAGAUGAUUUUGGGGUUCCACCAAUGCCAUGGUAUCAAAGUGAGAGUGCAAAUAAGAAUAUUGGAGCAAAUUCUUUCAGUUCAGAUCAAUGUAUAUCAACUGGAGUGGCCAAAACAACUGCGACUUCACAAUAUGGAAAGUGUGUGCUAUUGGAGGGUGAUAAUUCAGAAAUUGAGCUACACGCAAGACCACAGGCAGAAUAUUCAGGGACUCCGUUUUGGACAGAAGGGCAAUUGAUAAAUGCAGCUUCUUCAACAGAUGAUGAGGGUAAUACAACCCAACAUGUAAGUGCUAGCAUGCUGUUUGUCAAAGGGGAUGAGCAUUGCCAUGUUGGAUCGCCUUCUAAAAUUGAAGCUCUGCUAGCAUCUAUUCCUACUCGUCCUGCAUUUGCAGCUGAGUUUCCUUUUAAAAAUAAAUCAGUGUCACAACUUCCCAAAUUAAGUUCAAUGCAUAUACAACCUGCACAGGAGCAUAUGGCAGCCGUAACCGUGAACUAUCCAUGCUCCAAGAUUCACAAACACGGGCCAGUUGAUGCAUCUGGGAUUUCCUCAUCUGCUUUCUCUUAUGGCAGCAUGGGUGGAUUGCCUCGAUGUACUGACUUGAUAUCAGAAAACCGUGGUACACAGAGGAAAACAAGGGGAAGUUUACAUACUGGCUUCCUUUUUGUGUUUUUCUUAGGUUCCAUAUCAGCUUUUAUUUGGCUUUUGAUUUUUGGAGCCAGUUUUCUACUAGUCAGAUACUUAUUGGGAUUAGUUAUAGCAUAAUUAAUCCAUUUAAUGGGUUGUUCAUUAUGCCAUUUUAUAGCAGUAAAAUUUUGAAGUCAGUGGCAACUGGUUAUCAAGCACUAAACUUUUCAAGACUGACUCUGCAAUUUCUGUUAAAUAAAGAGGCGUUGAGCCUCAGAACACAACAGUCAUGUUCAUCGUCAGACUUAUUUAUUGUUAUUAUUUCUCCUGCAGAUUGCACAAACUAUUUAUUAAUACAUUUUGAUGGACUUGAAUUUA